Molecule: messenger RNA, 1118 nt
Organism: Cryptotermes secundus
Lineage: Eukaryota; Metazoa; Arthropoda; Insecta; Blattodea; Kalotermitidae
Gene: mRpL12
Product: 39S ribosomal protein L12, mitochondrial
Exons: 5
Coding region: 116-727 (203 amino acids)
Biological process (GO): mitochondrial transcription; translation
Cellular component (GO): ribosome; mitochondrial large ribosomal subunit
Molecular function (GO): structural constituent of ribosome
Source: RefSeq, a predicted model, not a curated record
CAUUUCACCACUAGAUCGCAUGAAGUAGGUCGCUCCAAGACUCCAAGAAUUUGUUAGAGUGAAGUGUUUCAUUUUUAAAUUUUUAUGUAUAUUAAAGCGUCUCUAUAGCUUAAACAUGCAGUCUGUUCGACCGUUAGUCCAAAACAAUGUUAGGCAUUGGAGAGCUUUGUCCAGCUGCUGCACACUGAGACAGAGUUCUCAGACACAACCACAGACGCAGUCACAGAAGAAUCAGAGUGCCGAGGUUUAUGCACCCCUGACAUCUGUCAAAGAAGCACCACUUCAGGUGCCUCAGCCAGAAGGGGAGGCAAAGAUAUUCUCUCCAAAAAUUGAAAAUUUGGUUAAUGAGAUCACAAAAUUGAACCUAAUUGAGGUUGGAGAGUUGAGUGAUCUUCUCAAGAAGAGGCUGAAUCUACCUGAUGCACCGCUUAUGCCAAUGGGUGGUUUCUCAGCAGUGCCGGUAGCUGCAGCUGCAGAGGAAGAGGAGGAGUUAGCCCCAAAGAAGGUGCAGACUAGCUUCACAGUGAAGUUGCUUAAAUUUGAUGAGAAACAGAAAAUUGCUCUAAUCAAAGAAGUGAAGAACUUGCUAGAGGGAAUGAAUCUCGUUCAGGCAAAGAAGUUUGUGGAGAGUGUGCCAACAGUUGUAAAGGCAGAUAUGCCCAAAGAUGAAGCUGAGAAGCUGAAGGAGGCACUCACCAAAGUAGGAGCUGAAUGUACGAUAGAGUAGUAUGGUACCAGGGUGCUCCAGUGCCAAGUGCGGAGUAUUGUAACUGGAAAAGGAGUAUCAGGGCAAGGCUUGCAAGGCUGUCAUGUGACAUAUGUGUGAAAUGGAGUGACAUAGUGUAGUCAAGGCUGAUGUUUGAAAGGUUCUCAUUCCAUGAGAAUAUUGUUGGUAUGAUAUGAACUGUGCAAUGAAUCCCCUUGUUCUGUGAAAUAUAUGUUCACAAAUUUUGACCUGGUAAACAUCCAGUGAGUAUUUAAUUUAAGCAUUAGUUUUUAUCUUUGAAUUCUUUUUGUUUAUACUUCCUUGCACCACACUCUGUGAUCUUAAAAGUUACUGAAGGAAAGUGUAUGUUUGGUGAAUACAUUAAAUGUACUAAGAAAAGCAUAUCUCUCAA